Molecule: messenger RNA, 8535 nt
Organism: Mytilus californianus (California mussel)
Lineage: Eukaryota; Metazoa; Mollusca; Bivalvia; Mytilida; Mytilidae
Exons: 5
Coding region: 83-1660 (525 amino acids)
Biological process (GO): response to pheromone; G protein-coupled receptor signaling pathway
Source: RefSeq, a predicted model, not a curated record
UCUAUUUACAACAUGACAACACUGUGACAGAUUUUGUUCUUCCGAGUUUCGACUCACUUUUACUGUUUGAUAUUAUUUUGAAAUGAAGUCAAAACAUUCAUUUGCCUAUUUUCUGUUAUGUUUAAAUGUAUUUUUACUAGAUGUGGUUUGUUUACACAUAAAAGGGACGUGGAACACAAGUACUCAAUAUUACAGAUUCCUUUCCAAGUUCGGCAUUCAGAAAACGGACAAUAAAGAUAAAGCUAACAGUGAAGGAUUUAUUUAUGGAAAUAUUACAACGAAAAACAUAUCUUUAGUAAAGCAUUCACUGACGUUUGUGUUUGUAGAUAGUGAAUAUUUUUUAGAAUACCAUGGAAACAGAACUUCUAACUCGCCAAAUGCAUGUAAUGCGAUGUUUAACAAAAUUGAUCAGAUAGCAUAUGAUAAUCCUUGCAGACAAAAUGGUAAAGAGGAUUUUUUAAGACGAAUACCUUGUCCAAAGGGACUACUUUGUCCAGAUGAAGAUGAACCGAAAAAUCUUAUCCCUGGUUACCAGUUCACCUAUAGAGUUCAAGAUUUGAAAAAUCCUCGAUUCUGGUAUUUAAGUAUGGUAGCUUGUUAUAGGAAUACAACAGCCAACAAUUGUUCAUGGGUUCGUUCAUCUCAGAAUUUAGAACUUGAUUAUGACAUUUGGCUAGUUAAUGGAGAUCCAGCAUCAAAACAUCAGAAUCCAUUUGAACAUCAGUUUUCUUUUGAAGAUCAUGAUAUUGUGGAAAGUUAUGCUGUAUUCUUUGCUUUAUACUUGAUAAUUAUUCCCAUAUGGUUGUAUGCCUAUUUUAAACAGAAACACACAAUCACAAAAAUUUUAACAGCUAGCAUUUGUCUGGAACUGAUAGGAAUAUCAUGCAACUUACUGCAUUGGAUGAUAUUUUCUGCAAAUGGUGUAGGAUUUUAUGUGCUGAGUGUAAUAGGGAAUGCUAUAGAUGUCAUAUCAGAAUGUUUAUUUAUGCUGACACUGUUACUGAUAACCAAAGGAUGGACAAUAACAAGUAUGGAAUUGACUGGAAAACCAAUUGUCUUUUCUAUUUGGGGACUUUACACACUUUUGAAUUGUGUGUUGUUUAUUUGGAAUUUGACUGAAGUUGAUGUGAUAUCAAAUAUAGAUGAAUGGCAGACAUGGCCAGGUUACAUCACACUGAUUUUUAGAUGUUUCAUCAUGGUAUGGUUCAUGGUAGAGUUGCGACAGAUAGUUAAAUACAGUAAACAUCCAGAUCGUCUCUUGUUUCUUCAACAGUUUGGUGCUUAUUUCCUGGUUUGGUUCAUAUACUUGCCAAUCUUGGCUAUCAUCAGUACACAGUUCUCAGCAUUGUGGAAACAUAAAGUCCUUCUAAACAUUAUAAAUGGUGCUGAUUGUUUGUCAUAUAUGGUACUCAUACAUCUGUUGUGGCAUUCUAGGUCCAUUUUGUAUCUUAUCAAAGGAGAUACACCAUUACCUACAUAUGAAUUAGAAAUAACAGGAUUAUUAGAUGAUCAAGAAACUACACCUGGAUUUUUUAAAGGAUCAAAAGCUUUAGAUAUAGAAAUGAAUCAUAACACCAUCCCAAAUAAAGAGAAGAGAAAAGUGGGAAAUGGUCAUCUGAGCUUACCGUUGUUGGAAGAGGAGGAUAAUGAUGAGUUCUGAUAUGUUCCUCAUGUAAUCUUAUAAAUGCUGUCAUGUUUGUCUAGUCUUUUUCUAAUAUUUGUCUUUGCGAUUUGUCAAAUGGUCAUAUUAUGUAUUAUACUUUUAUUGGAUAAGAUCUUGUUGUAGAUACAUAUAUAUACAUAUAUAACAUCAUCAUAUUAUUCCAGAAUGAUCAUAGCCAUUUUCAUGUACAUAUAUGUAAACUGUAGAAGUAUUUUAAAUGCUGGUCAUUCAUUAAUUACACAACCUUGUAAAUAUUGCUAUUCUUCCGACACUAGUCAUUAGGUUUGAUUAUCAUUUAAAGUACUGCCUCUCAUAUAAAAAUCAAGAAAAAAACACCAAAAUUGUCUAAUAAACUUGAGUGUGUAAAUUAAAGGUCAUAUCUCUUGAUAAAAUUGAAAUAGAAUUAGUUAACUUAAAUAAAAAAAUGUUCAAUGCCAAAUUGUUUCUGGUGAAAUAUUUCUUUUAAAUUCAUAUUUACUUGUAGGUGUAAUACCACCAAAUCAUAGUACGUCACAUCCAGUUGCAUACGAAAAAGUGUCGAAAAAAAAUAUUCCCUUGAAUUUGACAGUUGUAGGAAAUUAAUCCUACAUUUCAUUACAGUAAAAAAUUUCUGAGUCAUAAACAUAUAUCUUAGGUGUUUCAAAGCACCAUUAUUUUUUUAUUUGGUGUUUCUAUAGAAUAUUUUGGAAACUUUAGGUUACAUGGUUACUAAAGCUUGUACACAGGUAAAAAAGGGGUGAUAAUUUGAUUGGUUAACUCCCAGUGAUGGUUAUUUUCGUAUAUGCAAUGAAAUGUUACGUGAAAUUUUGUCUAUAGUACUGGACAGAAUAAAACUUUACUUAUGCCAAGUAUUUCUUUAUUUGAAACAAAGAUAAAUUCUGCACAAUUUUUUGUAAAGUGCAAACUUAACAAAGACUAAUGGGGGAAAAUCAAUGGUGGUAUUACACCUGUAUGAUUGUAAUUGUAAAUUUAUUGAUGUUGUAGAUUGAGAGAAUAAGUAUGCAAGAUAUAAAUUCAUUCAUUUACCAUUUAUGCCCAGAUUGAAUUCUCUUAAAAUUGAAUCAAUUGAGAAUUGUUUGUCAUAUUUCUCUAAGAUUGACAGUUAUAUUCUUGAAACUUUAUAAUUAAGAACACGGACAAUGCAGUACAUGUAGUGAUAUAUUAUUAUAAAUGCAUAAUAAUUUUUUAAUACCUUGUAUUUUGAGCAUAGAUUAUCAAAAAUAAUCAAGGUUAAUUUUGAACAAAUAUAGAAAAUUAAUAUUGUGUCUAAAUGUGCUAAAUUGAUUUGAUAGUUUUCCAUAAAGGGUAGUAGCUUUACGUUUAGUUGUAUCAAAUAAAAAUGUUAUUAUCAUUAUUAUUAUUUAGAAUAUAUGUAGGUAUUGUUAGGAAUAAAAUAAAGCAACCCGGUUUACACCGUUCCUUCCAAUUUUGUCUGUAUAGAAUUCUUUUUGUAUUUGUGAUGCUGUUGUGAUAGUUAUAUUUGAUAUCAAAUUUUGCAAAUGGCCAAAAUGAGUGUCAAUUUAGGGUAGAAUUAAAGGAAGAAAAGUACAUUUUUUUAUGCUUUUUGAAUGUUUGUAUGUGAAUAAUAUGUUAUUUAAUAUAUCUGUGAUCAAAUUCCUUUGAACAAUUGUGUGAUUUACUUUAAGUUUUGCACCCAUUUUUACAUCUGUUGCCAAAAAUUAUGAUGUAGUAUUUAUAUGUUUAAUUGAUUUAUCUUGUACAUUAUAUAUUUUGCUUGGAUGUGAUUUUCUUGUUUAUAUUUACAUAUCAUUACAUUUUAAUUAACAAAUAUAGGAUGAACAACUAUUAUAUUCAUAAAAAAUAUUAUACUAAUCACUGUAUAAAUGGAAUCAGCAGAUUAUUUUACCAAUUCCAGUGUGUUUACAUAUCGUUUUAUUUGAAGUUAGCCACUGUAUACAUCAAUAAAAAAAAUGACAAUGAAUCAAAAGAUUUGAUAUGCUGUGUAGUUAGAUAAAUAAGUUAGAAGUCACAGAAACUGAUAUGUUGGUAAAAUAAUUCUCAUAAAAACAGGGUCGGUAAGAAAACCAUAUAACAUUUAUAUUUUCUUAUUUUACAAAACCUCUAAAAACUAAUUAUAUUUAUUCUCAGGAAAAAAAUCCCUGUGUGAACUGGGCUCCUCACCUUGAACAUUGAAAUUCCUUUCAGAUCCUGAAUAUCUCUAAUUUGAAGUGUGCAUUUUUUAAAUGUCUUUCAUUGCCGUGUGUGCAUAAAAAUCAGAUAGAGAUUUUCUCUUACGUAAGGAAUGAACAAAGAUUCUCUUAUGUCGUUUAUAAGUAUUAAAUAAUAUAUUCUAACUUGAAUGGCUUUCAACAGACUAUAGUAGCAUUGAAUAAAAACUUUAAAAGUUAUAAGAGCACCAAAUUUCUAAUCAUCAUUAGUACUUUUACAGACGUGACAUAUAGUGGUAUUCAAAUUUAAUGCAGCAUGAUAAAUUUAUUAAGAAAGACUGUUACAAUGUGUGAAGUGAACAAAUAUGAGAAUAAAGUAAAUUGAAUUAUAUGAAGUAUUAACAUAUAAAUAUGAUGUAAUAACUGAAUUUUUAAUAGCGUUCUUUCAAUAAAUGUGAACAAAAGACUGGUAAAGAAUUUCAAUUUUUCAACAUCUGGUGGAAAAAAUCCAAUGUUACAUAACUAUUACAUCAUUAGAAAGGUCUAUUAAGGCAAAUGUAUUAAAUAUGAGUCUGCUUUAAACAAAACACAGUUGUAUCAUGCAGACAAACAUAAUUGUACUAAAUAUAGUUACUUUGUUAUGUUAUUUUAAAUUUUAAAUAUCAGAAAAAAAUGUAUCAACAGUCAUUUCAGGGAGGUAAUUUUUUUUUAAAUGACAAGUGUGAGCGACAGCUUCAUUUAAGAGCAGUAUUUACACAUUACCCUGUAAUAUUUUUUCAUCGCUUUAUUUUUUCGACAUCAAAUAUGCUGAAUGACACCUCAUGAAAUUGCUUCUGACAAGAGUCUAAUAAAUUGUUCCUAUACAACUUUGCCCUAAGAAUCAUGGUGCAACAAUCACAUACUUGUGUUUUUUGGUUGCUAUUUCAUUUACAUAUUUCUCAAAGUCUUCUUUAAUUAAUAUUUAACAAAACCAAAUGUAAUUGUAUAGCUUUGCAACAGUGAAAAGACCAGGAUAAAUCUUGCUUAUUUACCUCUCUUAAUUAGUCUGAUAACAGAACUGGAUAAAUCUUGCCAAUUUAGCCAUGUUAAUGAGUCAAACAAAAACUAGAUAAAUGUUGCUAUUUCAGUUGUUUAAAAAUGAGUUAGGUAACAAAAACUAGAUAAAUUGUUCUAUUCAAGCUUUGUCCAAAUCAUCAUACUGCAACAGUCUGUGUACCAUUAAGGAAUCGUACUAACUUUGAUAUUAAGAUCACAAGCAUACUGUUUUACUUAUCAUAGUAUUUGUCAGCAUAUAUUGUACACAGAUUGUCCAUAUGAUGUGUUUAGUUUCCAAAGUUAGUUUUUUACAAGAAAUUUCAUGUACCAAAGGUGUAUAUAUUGUAAAGAUUGUGCUCAAAGUUUUUUUUUAACCAAAUUACAUGUGCACUAUGUGCAUUAAGACACAUCCAGUGUCCUAGUAUUGUGUAGGAGCAUUCUUCACUUAAGUUAAACUUUGUGAUUUGAGACUUUUAAUGAUUGAAUCAGUGAAAAUAUGCAUUCUGUUGAUAGUAUAUGAAAGUAACAUAUCGGUGUAGGCAAUGGCUAUAUUUUUGUUUGUUAAUUAUUAUCUAUUUAUUUAUGAAUUUAAUAUUAUUCUUCACAUAUAUAAUUAUUAUUUUAUAAAUAUUUACUUAUUUCAUGUGUUAUUUAAUUUAAUUGCUAUUUGUCUAGUUUUAGGGUAUUGUCACAUUACACUAUAUUGAAGCGUUUUUGUCUCGCCUUGAUGGAGUUUAAAAGCGAGACAUAGGUAUGCUGUUUCCGGCAGCAGCGGCAGCGGCGUCAACAAUGUAUUAGUUUGUGAUUAGGUCUAGUUUAUUUUCAUGGAGAUUAUUUGGCCCUGCCCCCUCAGUCAUAGUCUAUUGACUUUGAAACUUUUGCUUAGUUUACAUGUAUUAGUUUGUGAUUAGGUCAGUUUAUGGGGAACCACUAGUGGUAAGUCAAAAAUAUUUGGUAUGCAGUGGUAUAAGCAUUGGCAUAUCUCAUUUCCAUGGAGAUUAUUUGGCUCUGCCCCCUUAGUCAUGGUUCAUUGACUUUAAAACUUUUGCUUAGUUUACAUGUUUUAGUUUGUGAUUAGGUCAGCUCAAGGGGAACCACUAGUGGUAAGUCAAUGAUAUUUGGUAUGCAGUUGUAUAAGCAUUGGCAUAUCUCAUUUCCAUGGAGAAUAUUUGGUCCUGCCCCCGCAGUCAUGGUCUAUUGACUUUGAAACUUUUGCUCAGUUUACAUGUAUUAGUUUGUGAUUAGGUCAGUUCAAGGGGAACAAUUAGUGGUAGGCCAAUGUUAAUUGGUAUGCAAUUGUAUAAGCACUAGCACAUCUCAUUUCCAUGGAGAAUAUUUGGUUCCACCCCCUCAGUCAUUGUCUAUUGACUUUGAAACUUUUGCUUAGUUUACAUGUAUUAGUUUGUGAUUAGAUCAGUUUAAGAUGAACUGCUAAUGUUAAGUCAAUGAUGUAUUUGGUAUGCAAAUUUAUUGGCAUUUGCAAGUCUCGGUUCCAUGGAGAUUAUAUAGCCCCACUCCCUCAUCAUGGUUCAUUGACUUUGAAACUUUUACAUAAGUUACAAGUCAAUGUUUGUGUUUAGGUUUGUUGAAAGGGAACGACUUAUGAUAAGUCUAUGGUAUUUGGUAUGCAGUUGUAUUAGCAUUGGCACAUCUCAUUUCCGUGGAGAUUGUUUUGCCAUGUACCUUCAGUCAUGGUUCAUCGACUUUGAAUAUUUGCAUAACUUACAUGUUAAAGUAUUGCUAUUUUAAUUUCAACAUUUGCAUUAUCAAAAGUACAAAAAGGUGAGACAUAUCUCUGUGUUAACAGUUUAUGUUAUUAUGAUAUUGGUUCUGCAUAUAUCACUUAUUUUCUCAAUAGGACUAUGAAAAUAUCAUACUGAUUCUUCACACAACUUUAAUUCAAGGGGUCAUAUUUUUUUUUUGCUGCAUCAAAACAGUUUGACAAAACUUUGACUAUUUAUUGCUUUAUACAUAUUUAAAUUAAGUACCAAUCAUUCUAACCAAAAGUUAUCUAGAUAUUUCUCUAAUUACCAGAAUAGAAAGACCUACCAUUUCUAACUCAGAAUGAGGGUAACUUCAAAAUAGGAGGGUUAGAUUGGCGGGUUUUUUUGGCUAUAUUUCGAAAUUCUUCUAAAUUGCCUGAUUCUUACAAAGACUGGCACUUAAAUGAUUAGUUCUUAAUUGAUAAAUAUCUAUCUCAUUAUGAUAAACAAUGUUUGAGAGAUGGUUUAAUGAAAUGUCUUAAAGGUCUUUUUAAAGCUGGUGUUUACAGAAAUGAGAUCAGUUUUUAAAAGCAUAACUUAUUUUGAGAAUGUCUUCCCUGAAUACUAUCUCUUUGUCUUCAAUAAGAUAAUCAAGAUUGUAACAAAAAUUUAUUUUGUCAUUGAAUGAUAUAUUUUCUUUUGAUAGUCUUUUUGUAUCUCAGAAAUAACCAUAAGUUUUUUUUGUAUCUCAGAAAUAACCAUAAAACUGAUAAGAAUAAAGCUACCACACAUUCUUUUGUUUAAUUGGUUGACAACCAAGAAUAUAAAAGUAAAUUUUAUUAUUAAAAAUUAAAAAUGCACCCAUUUUUUCAGGAUUAAUAGUCAUUUUUGAGAUAGCUGAUAGGAAUAUCAGGAACUACCUUGAUGCUGUUUAAUUUGCUUGUAUAUUUUUCUUUUUUCUUUUUAUGGUGGAGGAUAUCUCAUAUCUUGUACUUGCAAUAUACUCAAACAUGAAGAUGUAAAAAAAUAUUUUCCAAGCUUUAAAUUCGACCAGAUACUAAAAUAUUUUAAGAAUAUGUUUGAAAUAUGAUUUGAUCAAAUUGAUACUCAAAACUGCCUUUCACAAUUAAAUUGUCCGUCCUUAUCAUUUUAAACAAAAUUAAAGAACAAUUAGAGCAUUAAAACAAGUUAUAUUUUUGUAUAAACUUCUUUUAGUACAGUAUAAGAAUAGAUAGCAUGAAAGCAAACCUUCAAAUGUUUUAAAAAUUUUUUUUUUUAAUUAAUUAUAGAUGUAAGGGUAUUUGAAGGGAUUUUGUUAUUUAUUUGGUAUUUUAUCUAAUGUUUUUAUUUGUCAUAAAUAUGCCAUUCUUAAUUUGAAAACUUAACCAAGUAAAAGAAAAGCCUUUGGUAUGAGGUUUAUGUUGAAUAAAAUGUUUAUCAUUCAUUCUUGUUCAUUAUCAGAGCUGAGAUUAAUUUUUCAGUUUGCAUUUAUAGGUAUUCAGCAAGGCUGCAAUGAAUGAUACUGAAUUAAAUUACCCCUAACUUUGAUAUACAGUACUGUUUAUGCAAUGUAUUAUGUAAAAAAAAUUAAGUUUGGACAGGAAAGAUCUUUUCAAAGAAUAAAUUGUACAUAAGAAAAAAAAACAUUUAUCAGUAUAUACCAGUAUUUUAAAUAAAAAGGGUUAAAUAAUUUCUGAUUAAUCAAAAAUAUUGCAUUAAGUUAAAGUAAACAACGAAUUAUUUCCUUUUAAUCAAUGUUUUAUGUCUAGUGUAUAUUAUUGUAGCAAAGAAAAGUAAUUGAUUGCCAUAUUUUAAUUCAAUUAUGAAUUUUUCAUAUUUUAAAAAUAUUUAACAAGUAUUAUUAUAUAAAUUGGUACAUGUACUUAAUUUAAUAUUAAAAUAAAUAUUAUAAAUUAUUAUGAAUGUAUACAAAUCAUGUUUAAAUGAUUGCACUGUGCUCAAUGAUUACAUAUUUUGAAUGAAAAUAAAUGACUUUUUAAUGUUG